CUCCCCCAGGUAAGUGUAGUCAUGGAGGUGCAGCUGACCUGACCAGCUCUGAGGUUCCUCGCGGGGGCAUCAGCAAGGAUGAGCGUCGCUCUGACAACGUGGCCCUGCACACUGCUGCUGUCACCGUGGCAACGACCGCAACCCUCCGGCUGCUGGACGACAUCCGGGGAGCCGCCGGUGACAACAACUACCUACGCUUCAUGGGCAUAGCGCGAUCGGCAGUGGUUGCUUUUGUGAUCGACACCACGGGGAGCAUGAAGGAUGACAUCCUUGAAGCCAAGAGUGUUGUCAAUGAGAUCAUCGACAGGAAAAAGGGAACACAGGAUGAGCCCUCCCAGUACAUCCUGGUCCCAUUCAACGAUCCAGAGUUCGGACCCCUGAUAAGAACGACAAACCCUGAUGUUAUGAAAACAGAGAUUGCUAAACUCAAAGCUGAUGGAGCGGAGACCUCCCUGAGAUGUGCUUAUCAGGCCUACAGUUGGCGCUGACCGGUGCUCCAGCGU
This is a messenger RNA of Oncorhynchus gorbuscha (pink salmon), 503 nucleotides long. Its product is annotated as von Willebrand factor A domain-containing protein 7-like. The transcript has 4 exons. Lineage: Eukaryota; Metazoa; Chordata; Actinopteri; Salmoniformes; Salmonidae. The record is from RefSeq and is a predicted model, not a curated record. Bases 201 to 488 code for a protein of 95 amino acids.